GACCCCCCAGGAUCCCAUAAACCAAACCCCGUGCGGCUCUUGGCCAAGUCUCCCUCUAAAACCUUAUCUCUCCCUCCCAAACUCUCCAUUUCGUCUCUCACUAACCCAAUCAACUUCAAUUCUCCCAUAAAAAAUCCUCAGUUUUUCCCGACCACCGCCAUAGCUAUGGACCCCAAGUUUUCUUCUUCGCCCGAGACGACGACGACGCCGACGCCGGAGCCGACGUAUUCCUACUCACCAGGUUCUUCUUCUCCUACUUCCUCUGCUUAUGCUUUCUCUGGUUCCGCUUCCUAUUCGCCGUACCAGUUCUCCGAUGUCGGCGCUUCGACCGACCCCUAUGUUUAUGGCGGCGACAAUAGCGAGAGUCGUGGCGGCAGUGUUGUCGCUGGUUCCGGUGGUGGUGCGGUUUCUGGUGAUGGCGAUGGGUUUGGGAGUGGUGAGAAGGAGUUUGGAGGAGAUUUUGUGGAAGGAGAAAACCCUAGAGCGGUGAUGGGAGGAGAAGAUGGCGGUACUGGAGUUUUUGUUGUUGGUUCUUCGGCGUUCUCGAUGCGUAGUAACCAGAGACCAAUUGCGAAGGUCUCAAUCGAUGAUGACGAUGACGAUUAUGCUUUAGGUGGUUCUGAGGUUAGGGUUUUGGGGGCUGGGGAAUCGGGAGAGGAAUCUGGUGGUGGUGAUAAGGUAACGGAGAUAGGUGGGGCUGAGAAUUCUGUGGAGGUUUUGGAGAAAGACGAAGCUUCAGUAAAGAAUGAGAAUUUUGGGGAAUUAGUGAAAGAAAAUGGCUUCAGUGAUGAAAAAGAGGAAUUUUGGGCUAAAGUGAAUGAGAGGGUUGUGGUAGAGCAGGAAAGUGAGGAUUUUGGUGGCAGGGAGUCUGGGAUUGUAAGUGAAGUGGCUGAAGAUGGUAAAACUCUGGAUAAUGGGAAAGAUAAAGAUAACUCUGUGACUGUGGAACCAACAGAUGACAAGUUGGUCGAUUCGGAUGGGGCAAAUUUUACUGGAGGAGACUCGGUGGUGGAAGCUGUGCAAGUCAAUGUUUCGGCUUAUGGGGCAGCUAUAGUUGGGGAUGUGGAGGGGAUUGAGGAUUCUGAGAUUAAAGGCAUGGCGGUUCCAGAGGGUGUGAAGUUAGAUAACGAGUUUGAUACUCUUACAUGUGAUUCCGAAGAAUUGUUGAGUUUGAAGUCGCUGCCUGUUGAUUCUAAAUCUGAUGGGAAUGUUGUUGCGGGGUCUGGAGAUGGAGGACUUGCUGAACAAGAAACUGUUAUUACUGGCUCUGGUGAAGUCGAUUCGAAGAAUGAGCCAGGACGAGAACAUGGGGUGGAAGCUGAUUCCGCAGUUAGACAGAUAAGAGAUGAGGUUGAGAUAGGUGCUGAUAGUGAAGAAGGACGUGAUGGGGAUGAAACUAAUUUGGUGAAUAGUGUCUCUGAUUUAGCACCACAUGAAUUGGAACAGGACAAAAAGGCAAUAGCUAAUGGUGAAGAAGCGAAAGAAGAUGAAUUGGAAGCCGGGAUCCCUGUUAAAUCCAAUACGCCCGAAUCUUUGGGGCCAAGCUCCACUUUGAGUCGUGAGAUAGCGCUAGAACGUGGAGAUGAGGAGAAGCAAGUUCCAGAUGGUGAAGAUGAUGAUACAGAUGAGGAAACUGAAGAUGUUGUCUAUGGAAGCACUGCCAAACAAUUCAUGGAAGAGUUGGAACGUGCAUCCGGUGCAGAUAGUUCUCGUGAUAAUUCACAGAGAAUCGAUGGUCAGAUUGUCACAGACUCGGAUGAAGAAGUAGACACGGAUGAGGAGGAAGAAGGUGGUAGAGAGUUGUUUGAUUCUGCUGCAUUGGCAGCUCUUUUGAAAGCAGCAACAGGUGCUUCGCCUGAUGGUGGCAACGUCACAAUAACUACUUCAGAUGGACCCAGGCUUUUCUCUGUUGAGCGUCCUGCUGGUUUGGGAUCCUCACUCCCAAGGUUUGCAUCCCAUUCCCGUCCUAAUCAUUCUAGCAUUUUCGCUCCAACAAAUCCCACAGUGGGAGGAGACUCUGAGAGCAACUUGAGUGGAGAGGAGAAAAAGAGACUGGAAAAGUUUCAGCAAUUAAGGGUGAAGUACUUGAGACUUGUUAACAGGCUUGGUGUUUCCACUGACGACACAAUACCAAGGCAGGUUUUGUACCGGUUGGCACUUGUUUCGGGACGAGUAACCAGCAGAGAAUUUAGCCUUGAAACUGCUAAGGAAACAUCUCUCCAGCUUGAAGCGGAGAGGAAAGAUGAUUUGGACUUUUCGUUGAACAUACUGGUUCUUGGAAAAACAGGUGUGGGCAAGAGUGCCACCAUCAAUUCUAUUUUUGGAGAAGAGAAGACACCAAUCUAUGCGUUUGGACCCUCCACAACUACUGUGAAGGAAAUUGUUGGAACAGUGGAUGGUGUCAAGAUCAGGGUUUUUGAUACUCCAGGUCUGAAAUCUGCUGCGAUGGAACAGAGUUUUAAUCGCGGGAUUUUAUCUUCCGUGAAGAAGGUGACCAAAAAAUGCCCCCCUGAUAUUGUUCUCUAUGUGGAUCGGCUGGAUACCCAAAGCAGAGAUCUUAAUGAUUUGCCAUUGUUAAGAACAAUUACUUCUGCUCUUGGCCCUUCAACCUGGCGAAGUGGUAUAGUUACUCUGACCCAUGCUGCGUCAUCUCCUCCGGAUGGACCAACCGGUUCCCCGCUGAACUAUGAGUUGUUUGUUGCUCAGCGGUCACAAAUUGUCCAACAGACAAUCGGACAAGCUGUUGGUGAUCUGCGGGUCAUGAGUCCUAGUUUGAUGAAUCCCGUCUCACUUGUCGAGAACCAUCCCUCUUGCCGAAAGAACAGGGAUGGUCAGAAAGUGCUUCCCAACGGUCAAACUUGGAGAUCGCAGUUGUUGCUCUUAUGUUACUCUAUGAAGAUCUUGUCUGAGGCGAGUAACCUCUCAAAACCUCAAGAGUCAUUUGAUAACCGGAAGCUCUUUGGCUUCCGUACCCGGUCACCUCCUCUUCCAUACUUGCUGUCUUGGCUGUUGCAGUCUCGCACUCACCCAAAACUCUCUGCUGACCAAGGUGGUGACAAUGGUGAUUCUGAUAUUGACUUAGAUGACUUGUCUGAUUCCGAUGGGGAAGAAGAGGAUGAGUAUGACCAGCUUCCACCAUUCAAGCCUCUCAGGAAGUCCCAGUUUGCUAAGCUUACCAGAGAGCAGAAGAAGGCAUACUUAGAGGAGUAUGAUUACAGAGUGAAACUCCUCCAGAAGAAGCAAUGGAGAGAAGAGUUGAAACGGAUGAAAGACAUGAAGAAGGGUAAGGUCAGUAGUGCCGAAGAGUAUGGUUACCCGGGUGAAGAUGACCCAGAAAAUGGAGCCCCAGCUGCUGUUCCAGUUGCAUUGCCCGACAUGGUUCUUCCACCUUCCUUUGAUGGUGAUAAUCCAGCUUACAGGUACCGGUUCUUGGAGCCAACUUCUCAGUUCCUGGCGAGGCCAGUGCUGGACACUCAUGGUUGGGAUCACGAUUGCGGUUAUGAUGGUGUGAACGUCGAGCAUAGUCUAGCCAUUGCCAAUCGUUUUCCAGGAGCAGUUUCUGUUCAAAUCACCAAGGACAAGAAAGAAUUCAACCUCCAUUUGGAUUCCUCGGUUGCUGCUAAGCAUGGGGAGAGUGGAUCGACUAUGGCAGGAUUUGACAUCCAAAACAUUGGAAAACAACUCGCGUACAUUGUCAGAGGGGAGACCAAAUUCAAAAGUUUCAGGAAGAACAAGACUUCUGCUGGAGCGUCUCUAACAUUUUUGGGCGAAAACAUCUCCACCGGAUUCAAAAUCGAGGACCAGUUUGGGCUUGGGAAGCGAGUGGUGUUGGUGGGCAGCACUGGAAUUGUGAAAUCUCAGGGCGACUCCGCUUAUGGAGCAAACUUGGAAUUGCGUCUGAGGGAGGCAGAUUUCCCCAUUGGCCAAGAUCAAUCCUCACUUGGUCUCUCUCUGGUCAAGUGGAGAGGGGACUUGGCAUUGGGGGCUAAUUUGCAAUCCCAAUUUUCUAUUGGGAGGAACUACAAGAUGGCUGUUCGUGCAGGGUUGAACAACAAGCUCAGUGGACAAAUUUCGGUUAGGACAAGCAGCUCAGAACAGCUUCAAAUUGCGCUGCUUCAAAACGCGCUCGUUGCGCUUCUGCCUAUUGUCGGGAGCAUUUGUAAGAUCCUCUGGCCCGGGCCUGCUGUCGAGAAAUACUCUCUCUACUAGGUUGAAUGCUUUAUUUAUUUGUCAUCUAUUUCCAUUUUGUUACUUUUUCACAAUUAUUUGCCUGUCUUUUUGUUUUUGGUUGAACUCAUGUUAUUGCUAGAUAUGAAGUCUUUAUUGCGCGGUUAAAUGCAUUCGAAAUGAGGUGGAACCUUGAAGGGAUGCAAUAAAUGUCUGGUGGUAGCUUUUCCUUUCAUUUCAAGUACUAUAUGUUGCUGCCAUUGCUAUGUUUUCUUACCAAGCUUUCAUAUCUAUUAUUAUUAUUUUUUCAAUCAAAAUCAUGUCGUUUUUCCUUCGUA
Morus notabilis is the source of this 4505-nucleotide messenger RNA. Its product is annotated as translocase of chloroplast 159, chloroplastic. The transcript has 2 exons. NCBI's taxonomy places the organism in Eukaryota, Viridiplantae, Streptophyta, Magnoliopsida, Rosales, Moraceae. Bases 166 to 4209 code for a protein of 1347 amino acids. Gene Ontology annotation, molecular function: GTP binding; GTPase activity. Gene Ontology annotation, cellular component: chloroplast outer membrane. The record is from RefSeq and is a predicted model, not a curated record. Gene Ontology annotation, biological process: protein targeting to chloroplast.